This is a messenger RNA of Chaetomium fimeti, 1435 nucleotides long. RefSeq lists its product as uncharacterized. The record is from RefSeq and is a predicted model, not a curated record. The transcript is spliced from 5 exons. NCBI's taxonomy places the organism in Eukaryota, Fungi, Ascomycota, Sordariomycetes, Sordariales, Chaetomiaceae. The coding region runs from base 204 to 1334 and encodes 376 amino acids. Gene Ontology annotation, molecular function: nucleotide binding.
AAUGGCAUGAACUACGUGACCAAUGGGUCCGGUCCGGUUAAACGGGAGAUAUCUGAGGGGCAAGACUCGAGGCUCCGCAAUGGCCGGAUGAUAAACCGCCGUCGAGGGGUAUAAGUGAAUCAAGACGAUUCCCCUCAAGAACGUUUGAAUCUUGAUUUUGAGAAGCGAGAAAACGACCACCACUGUCACCAGCCUAGUAGACCAUGGCGCCCAUCAAAGUCGGAAUCGUAGGCUACGGCUUCUCAACGAAAUGUUUCCACCUCCCGUUCAUUCUCCCCAACCGAGAGCUCGAGGUCUAUGCCUUCCUACAGCGGGCAGCCCCUCCCAGUGACCCGUCUGAGACGCCGCGCUGGGGUCAUUGUACUAUCGACUUCCCCCAGGCAAAGCACUACCGGACAGCCGACGAUUUCUACGCCGACGAGCUGAUCGAGCUUGUCAUCAUAUGCACUAGCACUCACGAGGAGUUUGUUGAAAAGGCUCUACUUGCUGGGAAGCAUGUCGUCGUCGAGAAGCCUUUUGUCAACACCAGUGCUGAGGCAGACAGACUGAUCGCGCUGGCCAAGGAGAAGGGCAAGAUCUUGACCGUGUUUCAAAACCGAAGAUUUGACAGCGACUUCCGCACCCUGCACCAUCUCACGAGCAACGGUGCUCUCGGUGAUAUACUAGAGGCGAACAUCCACUUUGACUACCCCGACCCGGGCUGGAUUUCGCGCUGGACGAAGAAAGAGUACGUCCCGGGUCAGGGCAUGACGUUUGCGCUAGGCACCCACACCCUCGACCAGGCCCUGUACCUGUUUGGAACCCCCGCCUCGGUGACGGGUUUCUUUCGGUCAAACCGUGGCGUUGACAGCGACGUCGACGACACCUUCACCAUCAUCCUGCAGUAUUCCGGCAAGCAAAAGAACCUGCUGGUGACGGUCAAGACAGCGGUCGUCACGCACAUGCAGGACCAACUGCGCUUCUUUGUCCGAGGCAACAAGGGCACUUAUCUGAAGUUCGGGACCUGCCCGCAAGAAAGCCAGGGCAUCGCAGCCCCCGGACAGCCGGCAACGGGCCCGGAGAUCGGCGUCGAGGACGAGCGCAUCUGGGGCACCCUGACCACCACGACCGAGUUUGACGGCAAGGUCCAGCGGUUUGACGAGGAGAGUAAGAAGUAUGUCGGCAAGUACCCCAGUCUUCCGGGGUGGUACCGGGGGUACUAUGAGAAUGUAUCGGCUGCACUUCUCGGGCGCGAGGAGAUCUUUGUCAAGCCGGAGACAUCGAGGGACGGACUGAGGAUCAUCGAAUUGGCAAGGGAGUCGCAUGAGAAGGGAUGCACCGUUGCGUGGUCAUAGUGCGACCGGUGUGAUCUGGGGAGGGGAUGGCAAUGAAUUCUAAAGUUAGAUAGGAUAGCUCCCAGGCACCGGAGCCAAUCUGAUGCCAACACACAAGAACA